Anolis sagrei ordinatus is the source of this 1693-nucleotide messenger RNA. The record is from RefSeq and is a predicted model, not a curated record. Lineage: Eukaryota; Metazoa; Chordata; Lepidosauria; Squamata; Anolidae.
CCACUAGGCAACCAGGUAAAUAGGCUAAGAGAUUCAUACAUUGGAGGUCAUCAGAUGUUUGGAUUGGAAGCUUAAGUCAGAGCCUGCCUGGUGGUUUGCUUCCCCGCGCGCGUCCUUUUAGCCUCCUCCGGGAUACCGUAGUCAGAAGGCGAUUCCAGCGUCGUUUCCAUGACGACGGCGGCGGCAAAGCGGCCUUGUUUAGCGCAGCGGUUUCCAUGGCGCCCGGCCGGCAGCAAUGGCGGACAAGCAGCUGUUACGAGCGCUGCGGGGCGGGCCAGGGACGCGCUCUUUCUCGAUGGCGGCGCAGAGGCUGCCCCACUUGCCCCGGGGCCUGGGGAGGAUGAGCGGCCUGGAGAGGCUGAACCUGAAAGGGAAUCGGCUGCGCCGGCUGCCCCAGGAAGUCGAGGCGCUCGGCCGGAUGGAUUGCAGAAUUUGGUACUCCUCAAUCUGAACAACAACCGGCUCACUUAUCUUCCUCCAGAGAUUCAAAGGCUUCAGAAUCUUGAAUGUAUGAGUUUAGACAAUAACCAACUGAGAACUCUUCCCAAAGAAUUCUGCUGUCUCAGAAAGCUGCGUGAACUCCAUUUGUCCCACAAUUCUAUCACUGCCAUCCCUGAAGACAUUGAAUACCUAACAAAACUCAAAAUCCUGAUUUUGUCAAGAAAUCAAGUAGCAAACCUCCCUGAUGGACUUUGUAAAAUGAAGAGGCUGAGAAUUCUAGAUGUAGCAGGAAACAACAUUCAGAUUUUCCCCACAGACAUGGAAAAUCUUGAGCUUGAAGAACUUUAUUGUGAAGAUAAUCCAUUGCUUGAGAAGAAUCCAGUUAGUGCCAUACAAGAAGAGGACAUUUUGACUCUUAAGGAGCUAACAGCAAGAUUUAUUCUCGCUCAGCUGGAAAACAAAAACAUUUAUUUACACAGAGCAAUGCAGAACAACCUAGAAGUGCAGACAAUCCUCUCCCAUAAACGAAAGUGUGCUCAGUGUGGCUCUAGUUUUCUGGGCAUGUGGCUAGAAUGUGUGAAAUUUCUGGAUGUAAAACAGCAAAUGAAGACUAGCAGAAACUUGGAGCUCUUACCCGUCAGGGCAUUUCUGUGCUCAUACAAGUGCUUUAACCACCGUGACCACGGACUCUUUGGGAUUGCUGUGCUCUAGACCAAGCAGUCGACUCAGAACUUCAACAAGAUCUGAUUAUUAUGAGAACUUAAGCUGAACUUACCAUUUGGUGCAAUGUCAAUAUCACUUUAAAAUACACAAUUGUUUUGGAACAGUGGUUUCAGAGAGGUGAUCUAGUUGUGGGCAGGAAUUAUGCCUUACAGCUGUGCAGAGCUAGCAGUGUGCUUUGGCAGGCAUGACUCUGCUUCUGAAAAUGGAUAACUCAAGUAAUGGCAUUGUUCAGCAGUGAGGUAAAGUUUUAUAAACUAACUAACCUGGGUUACUGUGGUUUCUUUGGCUGCUAUGUUACGAUGCAUGCUGUACCCAAAUGUGUAAUUCUGAUAAGUAUUUUCUCUUCAUCUCCUGAAAAACUAGGGUCUGAGCCUAAAAGUGCAAAAGAGUAUGGUGAUUACGUAGUCCUUGUUUUCCAUUAUAAAUCCUGUUUUCCAAAAGUUUAUAACUUGGCUUUAACACUUGGCAUGCAGAAUUUUAAAUGCAGGAGAAAAUGUGCUGGAGUGUUUAAAAAGAAAAAGAAAAGAAA